GUGUUUCAGGUAGCCAGUCUGGUUGUAGGGUAGAUCAGAUCGUGGUGGUGAUGGAUGAGGACCUAGUUUUGGCACUCCCACGUCAGAAGGAGAGGAGGCUACAGGCGCCAGAGCUCAGUUGGGGCCAGAAGCGAAAUGAGGCCCAGGAGGGCGGACAGGCUGGGGAGCAAUAUGAGCCCCCCGGCCCCCUGUCGCUGGUGGACGCGUCCUGGGAGUUGCUGGACCCCACCCCGGAUCUGCAGGACCUGUUUGUGCAGUACAACAAUAGGUUCUUCUGGGGCCAGCUCAGGGAGGUGGAGGUGAAGUGGAGUCUGCGGAUGACCCUGUGUGCCGGGAUAUGCAGCUACGAAGGGAAGGGCGGGAUGUGCUCCAUUCGGCUCAGCGAACCCCUUUUGAAGUUACGACCAAGAAGGGAUCUUGUAGAGACCCUGUUGCAUGAGAUGAUACACGCCUAUUUAUUUGUCACUAAUAAUGAUAAAGAUUGGGAGGGGCACGGUCCAGAGUUUUGCAAACACAUGCACCGCAUCAAUUGUCUGACUGGAGCCAAUAUAACAAUACGUCACACUUUCCACGAGGAGGUGGAUGAGUACCGGAGACACUGGUGGCGCUGCAAUGGGCCCUGUCAGCACAGCAAACCCUAUUACGGUUAUGUCAGGCGUGCUAUUAACAGGGCCCCCUCUGCCCGCGACUGUUGGUGGGCCAAGCACCAGAAAACUUGUGGAGGCACUUACAUAAAAAUCAGAGAACCCAAAAACUACUCAAAAAAAGGCAAAGGCAAGACAAAACUGGGAAAGGACUCCAUAUCAACAGGAGAGAAUAAAGAUAAACCCCACAAAGACGAGAGACAACCGUUAAUCCCUUUGAGUGAGAAGGGAUACAUUCUAAGAGAAACAAACAGUUCACCUUCGACUGGAAAAUUUGUCACUUCACAUACCAUCAGUAAAAGUCACGAUCUUUUAAGUCAAGACCAUACAGCUAAUGAGAUAAGACCUAAUUUUAAAACUGAGGUGGAAAUUGAACAGAAUGGUUCAAACGAAAAAACGUCUUUUGUAGUUUCCCCUCUACUCAACACCAGUCACCAAAAUGUUUUAAGCCACAACUUUCUUAGAGUAUCAGUUGCUGACCAAAUUACUUUCAAAGGUGUGGAUGAAUCUCCAGUGAAAAGUUUAACAGUUGAUGACAUCACUAAAAGUUCAGUAUCUUCUCAUUCUAGAAAAAGGUUUAAAUCUUCUAAGAUAUCCCUAAGAAAUUCAUUAAAAGCAGUAGAAUUGACAUCUGUGACUACAUCUCAGGAUGGGAAGGGGCCUGAAGAUAAAUUCCCAAAUAAAAAACCCAGGCUAGAAGAUAGGCAUGCUUUUGACAUUGCGUUUAUCAAGGAAGAGCAAAGUCAAAGUGAUGGUAAUGAUCCAAAGUGUAGUUCACACCCAGUAGCUGAAAAUCAGAAACGCGGUGGUUCAUUCCGUCGCUACAAAGUGGUUUAUUGUCCUGUUUGUCAGAAUGAAGUUUUGGAGUCUCAAAUUAAUGAACACUUAGACUGGUGCCUUGAAGGUGAUAGCAUCAAAGCCAAAAGCUGA
Molecule: messenger RNA, 1574 nt
Organism: Erinaceus europaeus (western European hedgehog)
Lineage: Eukaryota; Metazoa; Chordata; Mammalia; Eulipotyphla; Erinaceidae
Product: DNA-dependent metalloprotease SPRTN-like
Exons: 1
Coding region: 51-1574 (507 amino acids)
Biological process (GO): DNA repair
Cellular component (GO): nucleus
Molecular function (GO): single-stranded DNA binding; metalloendopeptidase activity; polyubiquitin modification-dependent protein binding
Source: RefSeq, a predicted model, not a curated record